AUGGGAGGAAAAGGUGGAAAAGGAGGAAAAGGCUUACUCCUCCCCUCUGUGAGCGAACAAAAUAUUUUGUUCGCUCAUGAGGGGUUAUUUUUUUUUUAAAACAUUUAUAGCUAUCAACGGAAAGUACUAUAUAUAUAAAUUUUAUAUUAAAUUUUUUUUUCAAAAUUAAAAAAUCCCAGUUCGAAAGCAAAUAUUAAUUUAAUUUGUAAAUUUUAUGUUUAAAAUGGGAGCUGCUAAAGAAUUAAACAGAAUUAGCUCGACAUUUCAUUUUAAUAAUUAUCACUUAUAUAUCAGAAUACAUUGUGGGUAAAUUUUUACCCAAAAAUUAGGGAUCUUUCCAAUGUUUUUGUUCGCACACAAGGGGGGAGUUAGGAAAAGUCGGAGCAAAGAAAAGACACAGAAGAGUUAUAAGAGAGAACAUCCAAGGGAUUACCAAACCUGCCAUCAGAAGAUUGGCAAGAAGAGGAGGUGUUAAAAGACUCUCUGGGUUGGUUUAUGACGAAACAAGAAAUGUACUUAAAGUAUUUUUGGAAAAUGUUGUAAGAGACGCCGUAACUUACACAGAACACGCAAGAAGAAAGACUGUUACUGCAUUAGAUGUAGUUUAUGCACUUAAGAGACAAGGAAGAACCUUAUACGGCUUUGGUGGUUAA
Blepharisma stoltei is the source of this 653-nucleotide messenger RNA. NCBI's taxonomy places the organism in Eukaryota, Ciliophora, Heterotrichea, Heterotrichida, Blepharismidae. The record is from the annotation of a GenBank genome assembly.